AUGGCUUGUCCUUGUAUAUCUAGAAUUGCUGAACUCCUAACAGCUACACAUCCUAAUUGGAGUCUUGCAGCUAUUCGAUUCGCAAUGAUGACCACUGCAAAUCAAUUUGAUAAUACUCAAAAACCCAUCAAGAACAUGGUCUUUGAUUAUGAAGUUUCUACACCACUUGCCUUGGGGACAUGGCAAGUUGAUCCAAACCGCACCCUAAAUCUUGGAUCUCGUUUGUGCAAUGAAUGCUACACACAAGCAAACUUAAUCAAUCAUAAGAUCAAGCUACUAUUGCUCAAAUCCAUCACCUGA
This is a messenger RNA of Fraxinus pennsylvanica, 300 nucleotides long. NCBI's taxonomy places the organism in Eukaryota, Viridiplantae, Streptophyta, Magnoliopsida, Lamiales, Oleaceae. The record is from the annotation of a GenBank genome assembly.